Molecule: messenger RNA, 771 nt
Organism: Cooperia oncophora
Lineage: Eukaryota; Metazoa; Nematoda; Chromadorea; Rhabditida; Trichostrongylidae
Source: the annotation of a GenBank genome assembly
AUGCUGAUAAAUUCUGAUCGAACAUUACGACUCCUACUGGACAACGAGGACAGCGUGCCGGCUGCUUUGGUCAUGACAACAAUGGCUCGACAACCGAAAGUGCAGAUGGCGUAUUUGACGAAACUUCUCAGUAAAAACGAAGGAGCAGAGUUUGCGGAUCAGGCUCUCCGGUUAUAUGCAGAAUAUGACAGAAAGAAAUUAAUGCCGUUUCUGAGGAAAAAUGAAAACUAUCAAAUCAAUAGGGCCUUAGAAGUGUGCAGACAGAAGAACUUUGUAGAAGAGAUGAUUCUUCUCCUUGGUAAAAGUGGAAAUCACGUUGAUGCUCUGGAUCUAAUGGUUAGGAAAUACAAUCAGCUGGAUAAGGCCGUUGAAUAUUGCCAAGAACAUGACGAUCCGGACCUAUGGACACGCUUGAUCGAGGAAGUUAUGAAAACACCUACCCAUGUCGCGCAAUUACUUCAUCAUGCUGGCAGUAAUGUCGAUCCCCUACGAGUAAUUCAAAAGAUCCCAUCAACAAUGUCCGUACCAGGAUUGAGGAACGCUCUUGUCAGUGUGCUCCGUAACUACGAAGCCCAUGUAGAGCUCCAACAAGGAUGUCAUGAGUCGACCCGCGGUGACGUUCGCGAGCUAUUGAAGGCCUAUUUACGGACCCAAGCACUGGCCAUUCCCGUUGGUGCUCGUUGCGCGUCGUGUAGUUGCAUUCCUCUGUCAACGCCCGAUAAGGGAGGGACGCGAUCUCCGGAUGUUCAACUGCGGCCACCUUCCACAUAA